AUGGUUGAUAAAAGAAUCAAUAUGAGUGAAACAAAGGAGAUCAAGCGGUCGAUGUAUUCAUAUUUAUAUACUGAUCCUUACGAGCCAGUUGUGCAUGGAACUUUUGGAGUCGGCCAAUCUGAAACUUUGUAUAUGUUUAUGAUUCAAAAUAUAAAAGAUUUUAUUGCUGAAAUAAUGGCUGGAAGUCGUGGAUUCGGGCACACAGAUUAUGUUAUCAACGGAAGUAAUGGAUUUGGACAUCCAGAUUAUGAUGGUGAUAAUGAUAUCGAAUCCGAAUCAUCUAUUAAUAAAGAACAUUCUUUAACAAAUUCUGAUACAAAAUGGAUGGAAUAUUACAAAGAACGGAUUCAAUCACCAGCAGAAUAUAUGAAUCUAGUUCCAGUUUUUUCUGAACUUAUUCUUAUCGAUAAACUAUUAGAAGAUUUUCCAAAUGAGUCCGAUCAAAAGAUAAUCGAUGAAUAUAAAAAAACUGUAGAAGAUAAAAAUAGACUCAAAACAAAGCAUUCAAGAAAGGAAGAGAAUAAUAAUCAGAAGAAAAAGAGUGAUAUGUUUUAUCAAAGAAAAGGAAAACAUAGUCGUAAUGUCAAAUUCGUUAAAAAUUUGUUAACAGCAACAUGA
This is a messenger RNA of Racocetra persica, 618 nucleotides long. Lineage: Eukaryota; Fungi; Glomeromycota; Glomeromycetes; Diversisporales; Gigasporaceae. The record is from the annotation of a GenBank genome assembly.